AUGCUGCUGAUAAAGCACGACAAGUCGUUUCAUCUUCUUUAUGUGCUUAUUGUGCUUCUGUUGCUCAUGAAACCUGCUCCUGGGUUAAUUUCUGGAGUGAAAGGGGCAACUUUCGGGUGCAUAGAGAGGGAGAGACAAGCCCUUCUCAAGUUUAAAGAAGACCUUAUUGAUGACUUUGGUCUUCUUUCAACCUGGGGAAGUGAAGAAGAGAAGAGGGAUUGCUGCAAAUGGAGAGGAGUUGGGUGCAACAAUCGAACUGGUCAUGUUACUCAUCUUGACCUUUACCGGGAGAAUGAUGACCAAUAUUUAACUGCUGUCAUUGAUCUCUCUUACAACAAUAUUGCUUCUUCAACAUUCAAUUGGUUGGCCAACUUUAGUAACAGCCUUGUUGAUCUUCACCUCUCAAAUAACGAAUUACAGGGCUCAAUUCGAGAAGCUUUCGCAAACAUGACUGCUCUUAGGACUCUUGAUCUAUCCUAUAACCAAUUAAAAGGAGAUUUGAGUUCAUUUGGGCAGAUGUGCAAUUUAAAUGAACUGUAUUUAAGCGGAAACAAUCUCACCGGAGAGCUGUCUCAGCUGUUUCAAGACACGCAUGGAUGCGUGGAGAGCUCACUAGAGAUUCUAGAUCUAUAUGGAAAUCAAUUUCACGGUUCAGUGCCUGACAUCACAAGAUUCACUUCCAUGAGAGAGCUGGAUCUCUCUCGGAAUCAACUGAAUGGAUCUUUACCGAAACGAUUUAGUCAACGUUCUGAACUUGUUUCCUUGCACUUGAAUGACAACCAGCUCACUGGAUCACUUACGGAUGUUACGAUGCUUUCAUCAUUGAGAGAGUUGUGGAUUGAUAACAAUGGAUUAGAUGGGACUGUUUCUCAAAGUAUUGGAAGCCUAUCUCAGCUCGAGGAAUUGCUUGUCGGAGGGAAUUCAUUGCAAGGUGUGAUGUCUGAAGCUCACUUUUCAAAUCUCUCCAAAUUAACGGUAUUGGAUUUCACUGAUAACUCCCUAGCUUUGAAAUUUGAGUCUAAUUGGGCCCCUUCUUUUCAAUUGUUUGCUAUAUAUCUUUCGUCUUGUAAUUUGGGUCCUUAUUUCCCUCGAUAA
Populus nigra (black poplar) is the source of this 1095-nucleotide messenger RNA. RefSeq names its product receptor-like protein EIX1. Lineage: Eukaryota; Viridiplantae; Streptophyta; Magnoliopsida; Malpighiales; Salicaceae. The transcript has 2 exons. Gene Ontology annotation, molecular function: protein binding. Bases 1 to 1095 code for a protein of 364 amino acids. The record is from RefSeq and is a predicted model, not a curated record.